This is a messenger RNA of Aspergillus fischeri NRRL 181, 228 nucleotides long. RefSeq lists its product as uncharacterized. The transcript has 2 exons. Bases 1 to 228 code for a protein of 75 amino acids. The record is from RefSeq and is a predicted model, not a curated record. Lineage: Eukaryota; Fungi; Ascomycota; Eurotiomycetes; Eurotiales; Aspergillaceae.
AUGCCCACCAGCCUCCAUGACGUCCACCAGCGGUGGAUAAACCGCGCAAUCAUGGAAUGGGGUAUGAAUGGAAUCAUCAACAGUGCUGAAGCAGACCUUCUAUGGAGCGGAGUUGGAACCACAUUCGAUAAUUUCACUGGUGUUCACCAAGGAUCAGUCAAGGAACCUGAUCAUUUCCUCCGUGUGGACACAGACCCUGACCCUCGCAUUGUCGUAGAAUCAGGUUGA